CCCAUGUAUUAUGCCCCUCCGCCGCUGCCUCCAGUUUGCUGCAUGGAAACAGAGACCCCAACUGCAGAGGACAUCCAGCUGCUGAAGAAGACAGUGGAGACAGAGGCUGUGCAGAUGCUGAAAGACAUAAAGAAGGAGAAGGUUUUGCUGCGCCGGAAAUCGGAGCUUCCUCAGGACGUCUACACUAUAAAAGCCCUGGAGGCCCACAAGAGAGCAGAAGAGUUCCUCACCUCGAGCCAGGAGGCUCUCUGACGGGCUAGGAGCUGCUGUGCGAAGCUCUACCCCAUCCCUUCCCCCGCAGGGGUCACAGAAAUGCACUUGGUUCUCAUGUAUAACUAAGGAAUGAACAUGGUGAGCUGUGCCUGUCCUUCACUCCAUCCGCAUCUCCCCUACCAGAGCAGAUCUGGUUUUACGUUGUCCCAUUUAUCUUACCACUGCCAUGUCCUUCUGCUUCUCCUCUUCCCUCUUGCUCCUCCACCUUCCGCAUGUGCGUGAAGGGAGCCU
Messenger RNA from Tinamus guttatus (white-throated tinamou), 504 nucleotides. The record is from RefSeq and is a predicted model, not a curated record. Lineage: Eukaryota; Metazoa; Chordata; Aves; Tinamiformes; Tinamidae.